CAUACCUCAGAAAAACAAAGUCCAACAGCCUCUGUGCACAAUGGGGAAAGGUUAGGGCCAGCAACCCUUGGGGGUUUGGGGUUAACAUCGAAUGAAAAUAAGUGACGAUGUGCGAAGGAAUAUACACUUUGCAAACUUUGUUGGGGAUCACAAGUAGGCCUCAAACAAUUUGAUUUGGGUAACUUCUGUUUGUAGUUUUGAUUCGAUAUAUCCCAGGGUGAAUUUUUUUUUUAUCUCACAGUGUUUAAUGGAAAGGUGUCCACGUAGCAGGACAUUUGAAACUCUGAAAGUUAUGGAAUAUGAAGGUUUAUGGUAAUUCCAUUUUAUUCAUUCCUAGUUAUGUCAACCAACACCAUGCAUGGGAUUAAACUUUGUGGGUACAAAGUGUGCCCAUGUCAUUGUAGAUCUUAAUCUUAUUCCCUGUGUUUGAAAGCUUGAAUGUAAAGACUUAAAUGAAAUCAUGCAACCCCACUUCAGUUACAUUGAACAUUUGCAUUAAGGACCGAGUUGACUUGAGACCGGGUUGACUUGGGACUGAGUUGACCUGGGACUGUUUCGACCUGGGACCGAGUUGAGUCGGUUUCAGACCGAAUUGACCUGCACCCAUUUGGCCACACAUACUUGUAUGUACGAUGUACUACACAUGUAUGUAAUGUUUCAAAUGUACGAUGUAUGUGAGGAGAAUUUCAUAGUUUGGGAUGUUUUUCCCACUUGUAGUUUUGUACAUUAUGUGAAGAGUUUGUGUGAAGCUCGUAGUUCAUCAAAUUUUAGCUCUCGUGUUUGCACACUGAAAAAAGCUUAACCUGGGUGUAUCGAAAUUGAAAACUGCUGAUGUAUAAUAGUUUUUAGAUAUGAAAAGUGUUAACAACUAAUGUGUUUGACAAAUUAAGUCUGUCAUCAAGUGACGAUUGAAUUUUAGAUCAAGAUAAUGCAUUGAUUAAUAGAAUUGUGAAAUUACCAUUUGUGGUGACUGCAUUCCUUUUGUGUCUGCUUUCGUUAAUAUAUUUUUGUAGUAAAGGGUGCCAUAGCUUAUGCCAUUAUCAUUAUGCCAAUAUUUGAUGAUAUAUUGGUGCCUUUGAAUGACGUAUAUUGUGAGAUACUGUGCGCCUUAUAAAUGCUUUGAUAUUUUUAUCAUGUAUUUUUACUGAAAGGUUGAAUUGCCAGCUCAGUAUUUUAUGUAGUGGGAUUUCACCAUGCUCGGUUUGAUCUGUAUAACUUGGUGUUGAAAUACGCGUAGGUCGCUUGUGCAUAUAUUCCAAUGCGUAAACCCCUGUUUAUUAAGUAAAUGCUUCCUUGCUGUGUUUUGGGGAAAUCAUGAAAAAGCCCAGUGAUUAUGAUAUGGUUACAGAUUGAGUUUUAUUAGGCCUAUAUUUUCAAGUCUAACUUGGUUGUGACAGGCCUAGGUGUGGCUCACGUUAAAAAGCCAUUGUAAUGGUGUUCUCUACUCUGUAUGCCUGCAUUUGAGUAAAUGUGAUUUACCUUUUUUAUAUAUGCCUUGAGAAAUUUGCCUUCAUAUUUUAAUAAUGCAGCGUAGUUUUAAGUACAGUUUAUUCACUUCUAGAUUCUUUCUGUCAUGUUGCCAGUACAAAUCACCCAGUCAGGGCCUUAAUACAUGAAGUCAUUCUCUAAUUGUUAUGAGAUAAUGACCAACUACAUUAUUACACAUAGGCUGACUUCUGUACUUUUUCUUUUUUUUUCAAAAGCUAUUCAUUUACAAAUAGUUGAAGAAAUCUUUGAAGUUGACGAAUUGAGAAAUGAUGUACGUUUGCGCUUACUUGUUUAUACUAAUUAAGAUGUAAGCUGGGAGCGAUCGGUCGUUCUGCGCAUUCACUCGAUCUCUGCGCUAUCUUGCUGUACCAUCCAACGGUAAUCUUCCCUUCUCUUCCUGAUUCAUGCUUGUGGAAGUUUCAAAAAGGGAAGCUAAAAGCCGUUUCAUACUGACAAAUGUGAAAGUGCAGCGAAUUAUGCGUCACGAAAGAUUUGCAGCAAACCUUCGCUGGAGUUGAAACGUGCUCGACUUUUGCGAAUUCACAGCGCGAAUAUUUUGAACCUACUUCACAAAUUUGCUUUCGUGUUCGUUUUGGCGGUAAGUGUGAACUGGCCUUUAAUACAAGUCGGACUCGUGCAGGAUCGACUAGUGCAACGCGACCUCGACCAAUUGUGCUGAUCGACCGAUCGCGCCCAGUAUCGAUACAUGUACAUCGUGUACUUAAAUUGCCCUGUUGUUGCGCCACUUCAAUCUUAACUAUGGGAAUAAUAAAAUCAACAACUUUUAAAAUGUAGAGAUAUCGACAAAUCUUCUGAUGUCAUUGUGUUUAUUGCUUCUGUCACCCGGCCCCUAAAUCACAUUGGGACAGUUGUGGGCAUCAGGUAACGCUUUAUUUUUUGUGUGUGAUUUUCCCCCCCCCCAGCUUUCUCUUUUCCCGUUCCUUUUGUGCUGCCCAGAGAGCGUCCAGAGUGUUGCUUUUACACCGAAUCGCUGUGUUAAAACAAAUUGCAGAGGGGAGGGGUCUUACUUUUCGGUCACAGAGAGAUUCUGCUGAGAUCGAAAUGUUAGACCCUCUACCUGUUUGGACUGGCGUAUUUUACGGCACUAUCUGUAUCUAAAACAUAGAGUCUUGGGGUCGUUUGUCGCCUUUAUUUGAUCAAGAUGUGAGAAAAUUGCGCUUCGAACAAAUAAAAACAGUUGUUUCUUCAUCUUUUCGCAGCACAUUUACUGGGAUGGGCGCCUGCCCGUUUGAAUUUUGUUUUUCAGAUUUUUAAUCUCAAAAGUAAACCCACCUUCGGUCCCAGGACUAUGUAAAGUCGACCUGCUAUUUGAUAUCGUUUGAUCAUAGCUACCAUCACACUGAAAUGUAAGUACCUCCUUGUCAACAGGAAAUUCUGAGUCAGUUUAUACAUACGCCCGACACGCAAUUGCACCAUCAUGCCAAGUUUACGGGGUCAGAGGUAACACGUAGCGCGCAGGGUGACAUGGUAUUGAACAAUUCCAUGCGUAGGCCUACCGGUAGGCCAAUGUUUCAAUUUCCUGUAGUGUCUCUCAGCAUUUCUCACAAAGGCUGCCGUCAACCUUCCAAAAUGGCCGCAGCACAACCAAAUGCUGUGAACGAAGACUUCUGUGCAUGCCUGAAGAAGUUGAAAGAAGAUCUUCAAUGCCCGCUGUGCCUAGGUUACUUCGAGGACCCAGUCGUUCUCACGUGCCAACACAGCUUCUGCCGUGAGUGUGCAGGAGGAGUCCUCGGUCCUCGGCGUGGCUCAGACGAGGCGGAGGUGGUGUGUCCACUGUGCCGUCAGAAAACACAGCUCGGUCCUGCUGGCGUGGAGUGUCUACCGAGGAAUUUUCACUUGGCUGCGAUCAUCGAGACGUUUCAGGGCGCGGAAAGGGAAAGGGAGAGGUUGGAGGCACAACAGUGCCAGCAGCAGCGGCACAUGCACAACCAGCAAGAUCAACAACGACAACAAGACGUCCAGCAAGAGCAACUGCAAGAAAUACAGGAAGGCCAACAAAGUCAAACUGGGCACCAACGACGGCAAACGUCACAGCAGUAUCACCAGGAGGCUUACAACCAACAGCAGCAGCAGCGGUGGCAAACAGAAGAGCGCCGGGAACAAGUGCAUUAUCUACAGCCACAACAGCGUCAGCAGUCUUGCGCCCAACAGCGAUCAUUGCCUCAGUGGCAACAACAGCUACAGCAGCAUCUGCAGAAACAGAAACACGAUCUUGCUAUGCAGCUGCGACAGAAGAACCAACAGCUCCAACGGAUGCACCGGGAGCGUCAAGAACAGCUGCAAGAGAUGUGGCAGCAACAAACGGAACAGCAACACAUGCAUCAACAGCAGCUGCGACAGAUGCACCAACAACAGCAGCAACGGCAGCGAGAACUUCGGCAAGUUUUACGGGAACAGCACCAGCAACGUCAGCAACAAUUCCGUCAAAUGCGCCAACGGUUGCGCGAGCAGGGAGUACGUCUUCGUCAACAGCUGCAGUGAAGUAAAGUGCAUGCUCCGGCGUCCAGCAGUUUUUCACCAAGCAGAAUAGACAGCAUUUCUUAAACGCAUCUGGUCAUGACUAAGCCAGGCUGAAUGUGCACGACAUGCUCAGUGAAUCAAGCCUUUUUGAACGUACAUGAGAGAGAAAGAGAGUAGGUUGGCAAUUGCCCACUCAAUUCGGCCCAAGCGACUCAAUAAUGGUCAAAUGCGUGCAUGGGCAAGAGUGUCCAAUUUUUAGGCCGACUCUGCCCCCAUGAGGCCCCCGUGAUGUUUUAUGUUUGCAUGCAAUCAUCCUGAUUUUUGACACUUCAGCAAAGCUUGACAAUCCAAUUAAAUAUGUCAUUAAGAGUGCAUGCAGUAAAGAACUAGUAGUUGAACCUAACAUGAUGGCCGUGGAGACCAGGUCAUCACUCCCACCAGACUGGUCCUGGUAGCGCUCACUGUGAAAUACGUGUACAGUACAUGAAGACUGUUGUACUGUAUUUUACAACACUAAUUCACUAUAUAAACCAACGUGUUUAUUACAUUAUUUGCUGUUCUUUUGUGAAAUGCAACACAAUACUUUAACAGUAAUGUUUUUUAGUGUAAGCUGUGACCUAAAUUUUGCAUGUUGACACGAAUAGGCCUUUCUUAAUAUUUAUGCAAAUUUUAUGCACCGGAACUGAAAACGAGGCUGUAGGGGAUAGACUCCGCGCUGUGGGCGAAUACGGCGAAACAUUGUUCAGUGCCGUUUUGUAGUAAUCACGAACCAAGAUCAUCGCCAGAAAAUAGCUUUCAUCGUUUUCCAAAGAACAAGAUCCUGCGGUUAAGAUCAAACGAGACGAGGGGGCCCUAUUCAAGGUAGAUUUUGACUUUGAUACGCCUUCUUUGUGGGCACUUGAGAGGUUCGUAUAAAAAAUGUAAUCACUGGCCCUACACCGUAGACGUUAUUACACUUUGGUGCAGUUCGAUUGAUCUAGUCUUUUUCUUCCUCCAUGAUUGAUCGCGCCCAGCAUAAUGAAAUAGCGUCCUUAAUUUUCGAAUUAGCAUCUAUAGAAUUGUGGCCUUCGAAAGGAAAUAGCCUUUAUACCAAGCUGUUGCUGUCCACUUCUUUUGGAGCCAUUUUGACGUAAUCCUCCACAAACCCAAAGGUUUUUCUUGGAAACCACAGAAAGAUCCCUUCCGUUUACAGCCAUCGUGACAAGUGAUUCCCCUAUUGUCUCGUUUUCAAUUGCCGUGAAUAACAUUUGCGUAAAUAUUAAGAAAGGCCUAUGGGCCGUUGUUACUAUUGUCGAGUAAUUUUGCCAUUUUUCGUUCUUCACGCAAGCAUUUGACGUUAUUUUGACAAAAAAAUCAAUGUUUGUGGUUUUUUGUAUGUAAAGCCCGACACGGAACACCUUCCGUCGCCUAAAAGAUUAAUUUACACAAAAUAUUUUUGUAUGAACAAACCAUGAUUACAUCAGAGGGGCCAACCAAUGUGUAUACAUAUACCUUGGAAAUGAACGUUAAGAACAAGACAUCUGGAUAUACGAGGCGAGGGACCGGUAGUCUUAUCACCUAAAAUAACCUAAAAUUAUAAACAAAGUGCAUUACAAAUGCUUUAAAUCACAUGCUCAUGUUAAACAAUUGCCUAAUCACGACAGGGUGUUUAUUAUAGACAAGUUAGACUGACAUGCAGAUGGGUAUUCCCACUUGUAACAGCCAUAAUGAUCACUUGAGGUUUAUGGAGAUUAGACUGGGUCUAGGGUUGCAGGCCAGUAAAUAUGCCCACAAUUGCCUGCGCGGACCGAAUCACGGUUUGUACCGGUCAAACUCUGUGCUAUUAGAACAUUUUGUCGCACGUGGACCGUGGUUUGUAAAGAAUGAGGAUGGAAUCUACCAACAGGACUGUCUAUUUGUAUUUCUGAAAGUUUCGGACCAAAAGGGCCUUCUAGGUCGCUCUAUUUUGCGAUGGAGUUUAGGCAUCAAUUUUAAAAAUGGCGAUGAGUUUCAUUAAAGUAUUUAGGGGUGAUCGUCUCUUGAGAGAAAUAUCUUCAUCGGUUAAGUCACUAAAAAUUGAAAGGAGAAUGAAAAGUUAGGAAGUGAGCUUUAA
Molecule: messenger RNA, 6061 nt
Organism: Acanthaster planci (crown-of-thorns starfish)
Lineage: Eukaryota; Metazoa; Echinodermata; Asteroidea; Valvatida; Acanthasteridae
Product: PAX-interacting protein 1-like
Source: RefSeq, a predicted model, not a curated record